Molecule: messenger RNA, 841 nt
Organism: Drosophila takahashii
Lineage: Eukaryota; Metazoa; Arthropoda; Insecta; Diptera; Drosophilidae
Source: RefSeq, a predicted model, not a curated record
CUGAACUUUCACACUCAUUCAGUCAUUGCCUUUCACAACAAAAGCACUAGUUUUGGUAGAGAACAAAAAUAUAUAAGAUUUUUACUUGUGAAUAAAUAUUUUUUUUCUUUUUGACCAUCGAAAGUGUCUGGCAAGAAUGUUUCCCGUGAAGCAAAGGUCCUUCGUAAUGGUUGGAGUGCGAUCCUUCCGUUUGGGCUUCAAUUACAAGCUGAUGAAUCGCACCAAGGGCUGUGACAAGACCUCGGCUACUGUGCUCACUAGUCAUCUGUCCGGGGAUCGAAAGACGGAGCUGCUGCCCGAGGAGCCGCGCAAACCGGAGGAUCUGCUGCAGCAUUUGGGCCCCCAGCGCAAUGAACUCGAACAGCGAAAGAUCCGGAAGGCCCAGUACGAGUCGCAUUUGAAGGAGCUGCUCCACCAAAGACCCUCCGACUCGGAGUUGGCCAUCCAGUGCGUGCCCUUCGUCAAGACCACAACUGGCCCGGAAAAUCCCCUGAAGCGGCGUUACGAUAGUCCCGAAUCGCUGCUCGAACAGGUCAGUGAUCCCAAGGAAUUGGCCAAGGAGAUCAUCAAAUUGGCCCGCGAGUUGCACACCGAACGGCAGAAGAACGAGAUUGUUAUGCAAAAUUUCCUAGAUCUGGAGGAAACUUUGUUUCUCAAGAAUUCGGCUUCGAACUCGGCACCCAAGAAAACAAACAAUAAUCCCGAUGAUGGCAAGAAAACCAAGUGAAAGCUGCAGUUUCGGAAUAAUUUGCGUGUUUUCUUCAUUUCAUUUAAAAUUUUUUGUACAUUUUGGCCACCCUGAUAAUGUUUCUAUAAUAUAAUUCAUAUUUCGGUAACAAAA